Molecule: messenger RNA, 3899 nt
Organism: Danio aesculapii
Lineage: Eukaryota; Metazoa; Chordata; Actinopteri; Cypriniformes; Danionidae
Gene: maoa
Product: monoamine oxidase
Exons: 15
Coding region: 74-1642 (522 amino acids)
Molecular function (GO): oxidoreductase activity
Source: RefSeq, a predicted model, not a curated record
GCGCUUUGAACACAGAUGCGGAGCGGUGGCUCUUCUGCUCUGAGCGCCACUGAACAGAGACACGGACAGCACCAUGACUGCGAACGCAUACGACGUGAUCGUGAUUGGCGGAGGCAUCUCAGGUCUGAGUGCCGCCAAGCUGCUGGUGGAGAACGGCCUGAAUCCUGUGGUCCUGGAGGCCAGAGGCCGUGUUGGUGGAAGAACCUACACUGUUCAGAAUAAGGAGGCCAAAUGGGUGGAUCUGGGAGGAGCAUACAUUGGACCGACUCAAAACCGCAUUCUGAGGAUAGCCAAACAGUAUGGGGUGAAAACAUACAAAGUCAACGAAGAGGAGUCUCUAGUUCAUUAUGUGAAGGGGAAGUCUUAUCCAUUCAAAGGGUCUUUCCCUCCUAUGUGGAACCCUUUCGCCUACAUGGACUACAACAACCUCUGGAGGACAAUGGAUAAGAUGGGAAUGGAGAUUCCUAAAGAAGCUCCAUGGAGAGCCCCACAUGCUGAAGAAUGGGACAAGAUGACCAUGCAGCAGCUCUUUGACAAGAUCUGCUGGACCAGGUCGGCUCGCCGCUUUGCCACUCUGUUCGUCAACGUGAACGUGACCUCCGAACCCCAUGAGGUUUCGGCUCUGUGGUUUCUUUGGUACGUCAAGCAGUGCGGCGGCACAAUGAGAAUCUUCUCUACCACCAAUGGAGGACAGGAGCGCAAGUUUGCUGGCGGUGCCAAUCAGAUCAGCGAGGGGAUGGCGAAAGAGCUGGGCGAUCGAGUGAAGCUGAGCAGAGCUGUGUGCAGCAUUGACCAUACUGGAGACCUGGUGGAGGUCAGGACGGUGAAUGAGGAGGUUUACAAGGCCAAAUAUGUCAUACUUGCCAUACCCCCCGGGCUAAACCUGAAAAUCCAUUUCAACCCUGAGUUGCCGCCUCUGAGGAACCAGCUCAUUCACAGAGUGCCCAUGGGCUCAGUCAUCAAGUGCAUGGUUUACUACAAAGAGAACUUCUGGAGGAAGAAGGGAUACUGUGGCAGCAUGGUGAUCGAGGAGGAAGAUGCACCUAUUGGUCUCACACUAGACGACACUAAGCCAGAUGGGUCUGUGCCUGCUAUAAUGGGUUUUAUCCUGGCACGGAAAUCACGAAAACUAGCAAAUCUGACGAGGGAUGAGAGAAAGAGAAGGAUCUGUGAGAUUUAUGCUCGUGUGCUGGGAUCAGAGGAGGCGCUACAUCCUGUGCACUAUGAAGAGAAAAACUGGUGUGAGGAGGAAUAUUCUGGUGGCUGCUAUACCGCCUACUUCCCUCCCGGUAUCAUGACACAGUUUGGCAGGGUCUUGCGGGAGCCGGUGGGCAGGCUGUACUUUGCAGGAACUGAAACGGCCACGGAGUGGAGUGGUUACAUGGAGGGGGCCGUGCAGGCGGGAGAGAGAGCCUCUAGAGAGAUUAUGUGUGCAAUGGGCAAACUCCAUGCGAGUCAGAUCUGGCAGUCAGAGCCCGAAUCAAUGGACGUCCCAGCUCGGCCGUUUGUCACCACCUUCUGGGAGAGAAACUUGCCAUCAGUUGGAGGUUUCCUCAAGUUUAUGGGUGUGUCCUCCUUCCUGGCAGUAGCCACAGCAGCGGGAUUGGUCGCCUGCAAAAAGGGGGUCCUCCCACGGUGUUAAAGCCCCUCUCGCUUUCCGUAAAGCUGUUCUCUGUGAGCUGGCCUUGUGAUUGUGGCGUCCAAUCACUUAAUCAGGGCCAUAAUGCUGACUGGGUAUGUGGCCAAGCUACCUAGAUGAGUUUUGACACAAUCGCUCAGUCAUUAAAAAAAUUAACCAAGUGAUCAUGGCAUAAUGAGUAGCUACUAAUUGUUAAUGUGGUAAUUGCCCUGUCAAACAGUUCACAAACAAGCCACAUUAAAUGAAAUGGAAGUGUGACAUUCCAUAACCAUUUACUGCGUGUGUUUGCAAGGUAUGUGUGUGUUUUCACCAGUCUUAUUGAUUACCUCUGCUAAUAUCAGGUGCUGUUCUCAGGAACUCAUUAAUUAUCCUUCCAAAACAACAAAGUAACAUUACUGAGAUUAGAUUAGAUUAGCGACAUGUUUUAUUAUGCUUUGUGACAAUAUCUUUUUACAUAAUGCAACACAGCACAGCACAAUUCACUAUAUCAUUCACGAGAGAAGCAGAGGCUGUUCAUAUCGUAUUAUGAAUAACACGCCAUGACAAUGUUAAAUUACCAUUAGCACUUGAUGUGUCUGGUAGCAAAAUGAAGUUAAGCAGUCAUAAAGAGCCGAUUUGAAAGAUGUCCCAGUGUUUCAUGUCAUUUCUAAAAGCUGCUGUGUUUUGUGUCGAGAUCUGUGUCUGAUUGAAUCACACGAAAGCAUUUGAAUGUACUUUGACAUAUUACUUUUCUUUUUUAUGUAACGCAGACCAGUGUAUACUUGAAAUAUAGAUUAGUUUUUUGACAUACAUUGUCAACCGUUCUCAUUGUCCUCUAAGAAUUACAUAAUAGAUUAUUAAACAUAAAAAAAAUAUAUUUUAUGUAAUUCAUUGUCAUGUUUUAGAUUAAUAUAAAGGCUUUCCCAGUUUAUCUAAACAGUUUAAAGAGUUCUUUCUUCUUUAUUUCCCCAUCCACAAACAUUGAGAUAGAUAGAUAGAUAGAUAGAUAGAUAGAUAGAUAGAUAGAUAGAUAGAUAGAUAGAUAGAUAGAUAGAUAGAUAGAUAGAUAGAUAGAUAGAUAGAUAGAUAGAUAGAUAGAUAGAUAGUGUCAUUGCCUCACCUUUGUAGGAGUAACCUGUGCAAUAUUAUUUAAAGAAAAAUUAUAACAGUUAUAGAGAUACAUCAGUAAUUAUGUACACAGCUAUGGAAAUAAUUUAGAGAACCCUGACUAUUGUCAUUUUCUCUGGAUUUAUCAUUUAUAGUGAUGCGUUUGGGUUUUAUUCUGUAAACUAGUAAUGACAUAUCUUCCAAAUUUAAAAUUAUUGUGAUUUUAUAUUUAUUGUCAUUGCAUAAAACAAUAAAAAGGCAGUGUUUUUAGAAAUUUAAUUUAUUUUUAGAUGAUUCAAUACAAUUUUUUAAACUACGAAACAGUUAAGACAACAAUAUUUGGUGGAAUAGCCCUAAAAAAUGCCAUUUUUUCCAUAGCUGUAUCAUAUCUAAGCAAAUGCUAUAUUGGUAAGAACAAAAAGUAGAUUCAUUUACUCCAUAUACAUUUAUUUAAACGAGUCUAAAAUGUAAUUACCUGAAAAUGCAGCCCAAAAAAAGAGAUUUGAAAAGGAAUAGUGUUAUUGUGUGUACAUUUUUGUCGUUCCAAAGAUGCGUUGUAACUGUUGUUUGUGGUGCCUUACUCUGAUGUAUGUUUCCUCAUUUCUCAAGUGCCUCUUGUGCUGAUGAGCUCCUCCAAUCAUGAACAUUGUCCUCGGGUCAGUCACUGGCUGCUUUAGGUGAUGCUUUAUAAAAACACACUGAUGACUAAACAGAAUCCUGUGGAGAAUAAAACAUAUGUAAAGCUCUUCCUGAAGAAGCCAGUGUUGACCCAGGACUGUCAGAAUCUGAGGCAAAGCCAAUCCUGACUGUUGACUAGAACUGUUUGAUAAGAACAAUUGACUGUCGUAGUUUGAGUCUGGCCAACUGUGAACUUAGUGACGAUGAUGUGGUGACUCUUUCACAUGUUGUAGCUGCUGUUAACUCCUCCACCUGGUGUUAGUGAAUCGUGCCUCUCUUGUUUGUCUGUGUGCCGUUGAUGCUUUUCCCCAAACCUUAUUUACCCGACCUGUCGACGCCUACUUCAGUUUGCAUAGCUGCCCUGCUAAGUUCAGUCCCUUUUGUCUGAUUUUUGUGUGCGUAUCAAAAUGUCCAAUGGUCUAGUCCUGUAAUUGCAUUAUUUGAUCCCUUUGUACAAAUCCAACGACUGAUAAUAAAAGUGUGUGAUUUACCACCA